AGCCUCAACAUCUCUGCUGCCAUGGCUUACGAGACCAUCCCGUCCUCUCCUCUUUCCUCCCUCCAUCCGUCCUCCUCCUCCUCUUCCGCCUUGCCCGACCCAUCGCUGCUGCUCCCCUCGGUCCGGAACGCCAGCGCGCCGUCGCCGGAGCUCCCCGAACCUGCGGCCCCGGGGAUGACCUGCGUCACCAUGACGCUGGGCGCCGUCUCCAACCUGGCGGCGCUGGCGAUCCUGUCCCGCUCGUCCGCCCGGCGCCGCCGGCGCCCCAAGUCGCCGUUCCUCCUCCUGACGGGGGCGCUGCUGCUCACCGACCUGGCGGGCCACCUCAUCCCGGGGGCGCUGGCCCUGCACCUCCACCUGGAGCGAGGGCAGAGGUGGGGCUUGGGCGAGGGGCGGGGCUGGGCCGAGCCGGGGGCGGGGCUUUGCCGGCUGUUCGGGGCCUGCAUGGUGUUCUUCGGCCUCUGUCCCCUGCUGCUGGGCGGGGCCAUGGCGGUGGAGCGUUGCCUGGGGAUCACCCGGCCCCUCCUCCACGCCGCCGUGGCGACCGUCAGCCACGCCCGCCGCGCCGCGGCCCUGCUGGCCUCCCUGGCCCUCCUGCUGGCGCUGCUCCCCCUGGUGGCCGUGGGCAGCUACACGCCCCAGUUCCCGGGGACCUGGUGCUUCCUGCCAGUGCACCGCCCCCCCACAGCCGCCGACGCCGGCCUGGCCCUGGCCUUCUCCAGCCUGGGGCUCGCGGCGCUCGCUCUGUCCCUCUUCUGCAACUCCCUGAGCGGACUGGCUCUGCUGCAGGCCCGGCUGGCCUCCAGAGGGGCCCAGAAGGCCUUCCUCACGGGGGCGGGGCGAGGUCAACAUGGGGUCACCGGCCGACCAGCCUUCCCCUCCCCCGUACGCUCGCUGGACGUGGAGAUGAUGGCGCAGCUGGCUGGGAUUACUGUGGUCUCCUGUGUCUGCUGGACCCCUUUCCUGGUUCUGGUCUCGGCAUCGGUGGGGCGGUUCCACGGCGGUUCUGGGCCGAGCGGUCCGGGCCAGGGCCCGCGUCCGUACGAGCGGCAGGUUCUGCUCGGCCUGCGCAUGGCCUCCUGGAACCAGAUCCUGGACCCGUGGGUCUACAUCCUGCUGCGCCGGGCGGUGCUGCGCAGGCUCUGCGGUCUGCUGCAGCCGCAGCGCCCCAGCAUCACGCACAGCAGCAGCUCCUGCGCAGACUGGCCCGGGCCGGACGCCUGUCUGCGCAGCACAAAACGCUGACACGGCAGCACGGAAAGAUACGUACUCACACAUGAGCUCGCUGUAAAGACAAAUACACACACACACACUGUAAGGACAAAUGGGUACACACACACUCACUGUGAAGACAAAUGUGUACACACACACUCACUGUGAAGACAAAUAUAUACACACAAAUACUGUAAAGACAAAUCUGUACACACACACUCACUCUGAAGACAAAUAUGUACACACACACUCAUUGUGAAGACAAGUAUGUACACACAAAUACUGUAAAGACAAAUAUGUACACACACACUCACUGUGAAGACAAAUAUGUACACACAAAUACUGUAAAGACAAAUAUGUACACACACACGCACGCACACUCGCUGCAAAGGCAAGUACAUACACGUACACACAGACAUGCGCACAAGCAUGGGAAAAACAUACACACAUGUAUAAACACACACUCACACGCAGGAAAUAAAUACCGGUGGUGGUACCUAAAGGCAACAAGUUCGAUUACCACAGUGCGCUGCCGUUGUGCCCUUGAGCAAGGUACUUAACCUGCAUUGCUUCAGUAUAUAUCCAGCUGUAUAAAUGGAUGCAAUGUGAAAAGUUGUAAGUGUAAGUCGUUCUGCAUAAGAGCAUCUGAUAAAUGCCUGUAAUGUAAUGCAACAUAGACACCCAAAAACACACACACACGCACCUAUGAACACAUGCAUGCACGCACACACGAACACACAUUGUAAACAGACACACAGUCACAGACACCACACACAUACCCACGUGUACACACACACACACGCACACACACAUACACACGUGUACACACAUGCUCACACACACAUACA
This is a messenger RNA of Anguilla rostrata (American eel), 2060 nucleotides long. RefSeq names its product prostaglandin E receptor 1c (subtype EP1) (gene ptger1c). Lineage: Eukaryota; Metazoa; Chordata; Actinopteri; Anguilliformes; Anguillidae. The coding region runs from base 22 to 1245 and encodes 407 amino acids. The transcript has 2 exons. The record is from RefSeq and is a predicted model, not a curated record. Gene Ontology annotation, cellular component: plasma membrane. Gene Ontology annotation, molecular function: thromboxane receptor activity; prostaglandin E receptor activity. Gene Ontology annotation, biological process: inflammatory response; positive regulation of cytosolic calcium ion concentration; adenylate cyclase-activating G protein-coupled receptor signaling pathway.